AUGUGUGAUGUAAUUUCAAGUAAACUUCUUCCAGAUAUUUUUGAUCCACCUGAGGCUUUUAGAUACAGGACGAGGAGUUACCAGUAUUUUUUGGCCUUCAUAUUUGCCAUUGAGGAAAUCAACAGAAACACUCACAUUUUACCUAACACAUCUCUAGGAUUUGAUCUCUAUAAUAUCAACAGCAAUCAGUGGGACACUCUGGAGGCACCUUUCAUUUGCCUCACAGGCAUGGGAACAAUGAUUCCCAAUUACACAUGUAGAAGGCAGAAGAAGGCUGCUGCUUUACUGACAGGGAUAUCAUGGGCAACAUCUGCACAUAUUGGGAGACUGCUGAAUCUCUACAAAUAUCCACAGGCCACUCCUGAGUAUUUUUACCAUUUAUUUGAUUCUCAGCUUCCUCGCUCUGUGUGCAGUGAGAGCUGUUUUCCAGGAUUCAGAAAAUCUCCCAGGAGGGGGAGGCCUGCCUGUUGCUAUGAUUGCACUCAGUGUCCAGAUAAUGAGAUUUCCAAUGAAACAGAUACGGAACAUUGUAUGAGGUGUCCAGAAAGUCACUAUGCAAACACAGAGCAGAACCACUGCCUCCAGAAAACAGUUACCUUUCUGGCCUAUGAAGACACUUUGGGACUGACACUGGCCUCCUUGGCCCUGGGCUUCUCUACCAUAAGUGUUGGUGUUCUUUGUGUCUUUGUUAAACACCACCACACUCCCAUCGUCAAGGCCAACAAUUGGUCUCUCACUUACAUCCUGCUCAUCACUCUGACCUUCUGUUUUCUCUGUCCCUUGCUCUUCAUUGGCCAUCCCAACACAGUCACCUGUGUCCUGCAGCAGAGCACUUUUGCAGUUCUGUUCACAGUGGCUCUCUCCACAGUCUUGGCCAAAACCAUUACUGUGGUUCUGGCUUUUAAGGCCACAGUUCCAGGGAGACUGAUAAGGUGGAUAAUGAUAUCAAGGGCUCCUAACUACAUCAUUCCAGUCUGCACUCUUAUCCAACUUGUUCUCUGUGGAAUUUGGCUGAGCAUCUCUCCUCCCUUUGUUGACUCAGAUGCUCACACUGAACAUGGCCACAUAAUUGCUUCAUGCAACAAGGGCUCCACUAUUGCCUUCCACUCUGUCCUGGGAUACCUCUGCUCCCUGGCACUUGGGAGCUACACUAUGGCUUACCUGUCCAGGAACCUGCCUGACACAUUCAAUGAAGCCAAGUUCAUUUCUUUCAGCAUGUUGGUUUUCUUCAGUGUGUGGGUCACCUUCCUUCCUGUCUACCACAGCACUAAGGGGAAAGUCACAGUUGCCAUGGAAGGCUUUUCCAUCCUGUCAUCCAGUGCAGGCCUCCUAGGCUGCAUCUUUGUUCCCAAGUGCUACAUUAUUUUGUUCAGACCACAUAGGAAUGUGCUAAAUUAUGUCAGGAACAAAGCACCUGCUAGAGGAAAAGUAGAUUAUACAGUUUAG
Phodopus roborovskii (desert hamster) is the source of this 1446-nucleotide messenger RNA. RefSeq names its product vomeronasal type-2 receptor 116-like. The record is from RefSeq and is a predicted model, not a curated record. Gene Ontology annotation, cellular component: membrane. Lineage: Eukaryota; Metazoa; Chordata; Mammalia; Rodentia; Cricetidae. Gene Ontology annotation, molecular function: G protein-coupled receptor activity. Gene Ontology annotation, biological process: G protein-coupled receptor signaling pathway.